Messenger RNA from Linum tenue, 2415 nucleotides. NCBI's taxonomy places the organism in Eukaryota, Viridiplantae, Streptophyta, Magnoliopsida, Malpighiales, Linaceae. The record is from the annotation of a GenBank genome assembly.
CUGGACUCGUUUCCGUAUUCAUGUCGGCGGUCACUGAUCGUCCUCCCCAGGAAACCUCGACGGGUCCUUGUCACUUUAAGCUUGAGGAAAUGCAGCUUUGCUUUGGAUAUGUAUGCUGAACUUGCCACAGAAGCACCCAGCAGUAAGAGAAAGCAGAAGAGGAAAAUCUCUUACCAGGUUGACAAGUUGAAAAGAAAACAUAGAAGGAAAGACAAGAAGAUGAAGGAACGUCCAGUUGAUUUGAUCUCCCAGCUACCUGAUCAUAUUAUCCAUCAAAUCUUAUCUUUCCUGCGUUGCAAGAAAGAUGUAGCACGAACUAGUGUAUUAUCCAAGAGAUGGAAGGACAUCUGGGCUUCUUUCUUAAUUCUUGAUUUUGAUCAGCGCAACUUCCAGAUGAUGUCAUCCCGCAAGGAGACUGGGAGCGCGGAAGCAGAAACCAAGAAGAAAAAAGAGAUCUUUAGGUCUUUCGUGAGUAACACUUUGCAGAGUCGUAUCGAGCAAGGAUCUAGCAUACGGAAAAUAUCUUUCCGCUUGACCUCUUUUGAUGGGGACAUGGCUACUGAUAUCAACAAAUGGAUAAAGUCUGCUACUCAGAGCAAUACCCAAGAGUUAGAUCUUCAUUUCCCGAGCAAGAAAAAGUUGUAUACUUUGUCCCAUAAUGUGUUCACUGUCGAGACUCUAACAGCAUUAUGUAUCUCUGGCUGCAAUCUGAAGAAUGUUAAGGUUGUAAACCUACCAAAUUUAAGGAAAUUAUGCCUUGAAAGACUUCAUGUUCGGGAAAAGAUUAUCCAAGAUCUCAGUCAAGACUGCCCUUUACUUGAAGACUUGAGACUAAUACACUGCUCUACUGGAUUUAGAGAUUUGCUGCUUUCGAGUGAUAAGCUUCGUAGAGUUGAUUUGCACCUCUGCCGCCGACUCCAUAAAGUGGAACUAAGAGCUCCAAAUCUCGAAAAGUUCUGGUACCAUCAUCAGAUGUUUUGCCGGCAAGAGCAGGUUGAGCUUGACUUGGCAUCAUGUAGCAUAUUGAAAAGUCUAACGGUAGAGAUUCCAAGCAUGACAGACGAGAUGUUUCAGAGUCUGGUUUCGAAGCUUCCAGUUCUUGAGCAACUGUCUCUCUGUGAAUGCAAUAAGCUGAAGACUAUAACUAUAUCCAGCCACAGACUGAAGAAACUAUCCUUGAGAGAUUGCAAAAAGCUGAAAGAAGCUGAUAUCGACACUCCAAAUCUUGUGUCAUUUGAAUACAAAGGCAAGGAGAUGCCGUUUCUGUCUAUGAACCCUUCUGGUUUGAUAGAAGCAAAUAUAUAUCUUCAGCGAGGGGUUCAGAACCAGACCAGGGUAGGCUUUUGUGACGAGGAAGAUGACAGAGCUCGGUUUGCUAAACUGCAAGAGUUUUUGGGGAAGUUUGAUCAUUCGAAGGGUUUGAAAUUAAUAGUGCAUUCCAAAAAGACUUUCAUGGUGCAUGAAGAUAUGAGCAAAAUCUUGGUGCCUCCUAUUUAUGAUCUCAAGCUUGAGAUUAUCAAACCAUCACUGAGUUUGGAAGAUCUAUUCUAUACUGUUUUGCGAAAGUGGCAUCCAUCAGCAUUGUUCCUUGUAUCACCUGCAAUCACGGAAUUCCCUGAGAACUUGUAUGAUAAGUUGGUGAACAAGGAGAAGAAGCUGGUCUGCUGCAGAUACAAUACCGCAAGUAACAAAUGUUGGCGACACUUCUUGAAAGAUGUGAAGGCCGAUAACAUCUCCGACGUCUUGCAUCCAUCUGACUGGGCUACUUGGUUGAAGUCGCGUUCUUCUGAUGUCGGCAAGAUUACAUCCUUUGCAUUGACGUGGGCCAAAGACCAAUCGACGGCUGGUGAUGAUGAGUACCAUGUCCAGGAAGGUAAGAAAAAGGUCAUAUUGCAGGCAGGGCCAUGGGGAGGAGAUGGAGGGAGCAGUUGGGACGAUGGGGUUCACCGCGGAGUUAAGGAGAUUAGACUAGUCUAUGAUCGUUGCAUCGACUCGAUCAGGUUUGUUUACGACGGCAAGAAAGGCAGGACCGUCGUAGGGGAGAAACAUGGCGGCCUUGGUGGCACCAAAACAGCCGAGAUUAUGCUGGAUUACCCGGAGGAGUACUUGACCGAGAUACAUGGAUACUAUCACCCUGUUGUCCACGGUGGACACCCUGUGAUUCGAUCGCUGAUGUUCGUGACCAGCAAGAGGAGAUUCGGGCCGUUUGGGGUGGAAGAAGGCACGCCGUUUAGGCAAUACUUGGAAGGCCUUUCGGUUGUGGGAUUCAAAGGCAGAGGUGGAUGGUACCUUGACUCCAUUGGGAUUCAUUACGUCGAAGGCAGCAGCAGAUCGGCUAGCAAAACAAUGCUCAAAAAGAUUCAACGCAAAUUUCAGAGGAUUGCGUCGGUUGCAAGAUCUUCCAAGGAUGCUUAA